Messenger RNA from Zea mays, 723 nucleotides. RefSeq lists its product as uncharacterized. Lineage: Eukaryota; Viridiplantae; Streptophyta; Magnoliopsida; Poales; Poaceae. The record is from RefSeq and is marked validated. The coding region runs from base 52 to 567 and encodes 171 amino acids. The transcript has a single exon.
CUCUCUCGUGCUCACCAGCCAUUUAGCAAAGAAAGCCACCAAGAAGCGGCCAUGGAGCAGAAGCCGUCGUCCCUCGUGCUCAUCGGCCUCCUCGCCACGCUCUGCGCCGGCCCGGGUCACGCCCUGGCCCUGCGCCUUCUGAACGGCGGCCUGGAGUUCUCCUUCGGCUCCAAGGCGGCCACGGCAGGCACGGAGACCGAGCCGCUGGACCCGUCUCUGGGCGACGACUACGAAAACGAGAUCAGCCACGUGGAGUUCGAGCCGGAGCUCGGCAGCGCGGCGCCGUACGCCGCGGCCGCAGCGGGGCCGGCCACGGGGCCUGUGAGGGCCCGGAACACCGCGGCCGGGCGCCACAGCAUGAAAUGGUGGCUGCCGCCGUCGACCAUGCCGUCGUUUCCGCUGCUCCCGAACCCCGUCGGCAUGCCCGGGCCCGGCAUCCCGGGGCUCCCGCUGCCCGGCAUGCCGUUCCACCCCAUCGGCGGUUGGGGGGCGCCCGCACCUCCUACCACAGAGACCACGAGCACGAACGUCAACGACCCCAACGCGAGCGGAGGCGGCGUUAACUGACCUGCUUGCGUAUACUGAUUACUGAGACGGUGCUAGAGCUCACAGUUCAUUUUUUUUUUGUUCAGCUCUUACAACUAUUUAUUCACUAGUACUAGUAUCCGUGUCAUCGCGUGAAUGGAAGCAUGAAAACGUAAUCGUAUUUUGCUCCAAUACAUG